Messenger RNA from Fusarium fujikuroi IMI 58289, 906 nucleotides. Its product is annotated as related to NmrA-like family protein. The transcript has a single exon. NCBI's taxonomy places the organism in Eukaryota, Fungi, Ascomycota, Sordariomycetes, Hypocreales, Nectriaceae. Bases 1 to 906 code for a protein of 301 amino acids. The record is from RefSeq and is a predicted model, not a curated record.
AUGACGCGAAAUAUUCUCAUUGUCGGGGCUACUGGCCAACAAGGCAAAGCCAUCAUCGACGCCCUAUACAAGACCCUUGACAGCUCGCUUGGACAUGAAGACACCAGGAUCCUUGCGUUGACAAGGUCUAUUGAAUCGCCAAAGGCUCAAGCUCUCCAAGCAGAGUAUCCAGGAAUUACCCUUGUGAAGGGAGAUACCCAGACGCCGCAGCCCAUUUUCGACCAACAUCCAACCAUAUCAUCAAUCUUCGUAGUUGCGGUUCCGCCAAAUGAUGAGGCACAAGCGCUCCCUCUCAUCGAAGCGGCAACAUCGCAUCCAUCUGUUGACCACAUCGUCUUCUCUAGUGUUGACCGUGGUGGCGACCAGGUUAGCUGGUCGCAACCAACCGAGAUUCCUCACUUUGCCGCCAAGCACCGCAUUGAGCUACGACUGCGGGAAUUAUGCAAAGAGAAUAACAAACGAUGGACAAUUCUGAGACCGACAGGCUUUAUGGAUAGCUAUAACUCUGGUUUCUUCGGUCAGAUGAUGGCGUCCCUUUGGGCAGAGGGGAUGCCCAAGGAUCGCAAGAUGCAGCUGAUUAGCACCCAUGACAUAGGCGUGUUUGCAGCAAAAGCACUUUUGAACCCAGAUGUUUGGGCGGGAAAGGCAUUAGCAUUAGCGGGUGAUGAGUUGAGCUUUUCUGAGCUACAGGAGAUUUUUCAAGAAGUGGUGGGAGAGGAGCUGCCCCAGACAUACAAGAUUGUAGCAUAUCCAAUACUAUGGAUAGUCGAAGAUGCGUCGAAGAGCUUUGCGUGGUUUAGGGAUGCGGGUUGGAAGGCGGAUAUACACACCUUGAGAGCACAGGAACCUGGUCUCCAGAGCUUUGCUUGCUGGCUCAGGGAGUCGAGUAGAUGGAAUUAUGUCUGA